AUGUCGGAGCAAGUAGAACUGGCGGGUUUACCUCCCGGGUGGGAUUGCAAAUAUGAUUCCAGAACGGGACGCUACUUCUACGUGAAUCUCUUCACCAAAACAACGCAAUGGGAAGAUCCACGCGCCAGGAUUCGCCAGUUGCAAACUGGAGCACCCACGCACCUGUCCAACGACAGCAUUGCCAUGCAGCCUGUGCAUGGUUCUCCCUAUCAUGUCUACCCUACAAGUAACUCGUUCUAUCCAGCCCAGGCCGCUUUCCAGAAUCCACCCUCCGGUGUACCUAGCCUUAAUGCUAGCCCCAACCUAGCCCAAAGAUUGCAACAACAACACCAGCAGCAGCAACAACAGAUCGAAAUGGCUCCGAUAGUGCGAUCCAGCCCCCGGAUGGGACUCGGGCGUCAGGGCAUGGUGGAAACGACGUUCUCAACGAACGUGCCCGCAGCGGAGACGGAUCUGACGGUGGCUAAAAUAAACUCCAUGUUUCCCACCGUCCCGGAAGUUCACAUCCGGAUGCUGCUGAAAAAGUACUACAAUCGGGAAGCGGUCGUAAUUAGUGCGCUUCAGGUUGAGAAGCAUCCCCUGACGACGCCCGGGCCGUACUCAACACCACCGCUCGGUCACCGACCGUUCCACAACACGGCCAUGGGUGUGGUGUCCGCCUUCCAAAUGACGCCGGUCCUCAGUGGACGCAGCGAAAUGUCCAGCUCACGCACAGGCAGCCCGGUACCACGACCGGCCAGUGGAGCCAGCGGAAGCUACUACGGAGGCUACGGGUCGCCCCGGAACGGGCCGAUGGAUGGGACCGGUUAUCGCAGCUCGCCGAAGCCACACUCCUCGCCGAAGAUGAAGCUGAGGUACAUGAAGAGCAUUUUCCCGAAGGCGGAGGAAACACUCAUCCUGGAUGUGCUGGCCAAUGCGGACAACAACGUACAGUCCGCUUCGCAGGCGCUGCUGAAGAUGGGCUACGACAAACGCGAGCAGCCCGUUCCACAGCGCAAUGCAUCUCGUAAGGGUACAGGCGGAUCGCAGGGUGCCGACGAUGGCAUACCGGAGGAACCGAAAACACCAACCCCGAAGUUGAAGUCUCCGGAGGAGAAGAAGAAAAUUAAAACUCGCCUGCAGGUGAAGUACAAGGACACACCGGAGAAAGUGAUCAUGAUGGCGCUGGAGAGCGUCGACUAUUCGGAGGAACGGGCCAAGAAGAUACUGAACAUCGUCAUCCAAGAGGAUCGGGACAAGAAAAAGAGCGUCAAGAUCGAGGCCCCGCACAAGUCGGACGAGGACAAGGAGAACGCCCGUACGGGAAGUGCCGGGCCGAGUCGAAGCAAUAGCACCACAUCAUCACAACCCCGCACGCCACUGGUAAAGCGUGCGCCGACCGGUGCCCUGGCCGAAGAUGGUAUCACUUCCCCACCGGUGACAACGUCCGGCGGCAUCCAGUCGCCAUCCGGUGCAGCUGCUACAGUGGUCGAUGGGAAGACCACCGAGCCGGAAUUCAGCAGCAGCAGCAGUGGCAACGAGAGCAGCCUCGCUGUGGGCGAUUCGUCCCCCGAGUCGCCGCCGGAGCGACAACACCACGAUGCGGCGUUCCGGGCGUGCGGUCGCGCCCCAAACGUGACCGGCGCCAAGCAGAGCUUCCGUCCGAAAGCCAAAACCGAUCACGCAAAGUAUUCUAUUUUUAGAAGUUCCUCCUCGGAAGACGAAUCCUGCGAGCAGGCGGCGGCAGCCAAAAUGGACGGAAAGUCGUCCCAGCUAGCGACCCGCAUUCCGACGAAGGGUCCUAACGUAAAGCUCUUCAAAGGACCGAACGACGAUUUGCUUCUUGCCGACUAUGUCACAUGGAACGGUGCGAAUCCGGAUCUGGCGAAGGGUAGCCAGAAGGUAUCCGGAGGUCCCGACCGCUCCAUUCGCAUCGAGCGCGCGUACCAGGCGCACGGACCGAAUGGCGAUCUUUGCAAGGGUCCGGUCGGAUCGCUCGCGAAGGGCAGCAUGUACGGCCAGAUGAUGAAGGAUGUAAAGUGUAACUAGUCGUCAGAAUCGUAAGAUGUCCUCGCGAGUACAUCCAUACGUUUUGUGUGUGUAUCUGUGUGUGUGACUAAGUGAAACCGGUGCCAGCGAGGAUAUCUUUGCGUAAAAUUGAUAUUCCCCCUUAAAAUCCAUCCAAAUUUCGUGAUGUUUUCGAAGAUUGUAGGACGUGACGAUGAAGUCUAUACGUGUGUUUAUGAAAAAAUUAGGGAUUGUGCCAUCUAAAUUAAAAUCCUUUUUGUCUGAAAUUGCGAUUGCCAAUGUAUUAACCUGAAUCUCGUUUGAUGAUUUUAGUUCAAUUCAUCACGUGCCAUUUUGGUUUUGUUUAUGUGACUAAUCAAGUUUUUAUCUACAUCACAAUGAUAUUGAUUUCUCAGUAAAGUUUUAUAAAAAUUCACACUACUUUGAAAUGGUUUUCUAUACAAUAAUUCGUUAUUACUGCUAUGACCUACGAUCUGAUAUUAGGAGAGAGUUUGCCGUACAAACGUUGUUUAAAAACACGACAUUCGCAUGACACUAUGUUUCUGUCAAUGAUAAAUGAUACAAAAUGCAACACAUUCAAUCUCGAGACGGAACGUGGAUGCUGCCAGUCAGCGGACACAUCAAACAAUAGUUUUCUAAGAAAAAGGCUUCACAUUCCCUCCCGCACGUGCUGUAAUGAAAACUUAAAUUCAAUUACACUACACAUCUAAAUACAUAUAAUAUAGCUAUAUAGCCAAACUGGAGCCAAAAAAAACCGGUCUACACUACCGUAGUUGCACUAUAAAGAAGGAGACAAGAAAUUACUCGCACUUGUUAUUGCAAAGUAUAAUCUAUCGAUGCUGGUAGCGUUACAAUAUUUUUCUAGCAGUUUAACACAAACAGAACAUAAGAUAAGACAACAGAGCCGUGCAAAAUCAAACAGUAAAAUAGUUAAAUCAUA
Anopheles coustani is the source of this 2947-nucleotide messenger RNA. Its product is annotated as muscle M-line assembly protein unc-89. The record is from RefSeq and is a predicted model, not a curated record. Gene Ontology annotation, biological process: cell migration; negative regulation of organ growth; regulation of DNA-templated transcription. Gene Ontology annotation, cellular component: cytoplasm. Gene Ontology annotation, molecular function: kinase binding; ubiquitin binding; molecular adaptor activity. Lineage: Eukaryota; Metazoa; Arthropoda; Insecta; Diptera; Culicidae. Bases 1 to 2028 code for a protein of 675 amino acids. The transcript is spliced from 10 exons.